Messenger RNA from Penicillium maclennaniae, 876 nucleotides. RefSeq lists its product as uncharacterized. Gene Ontology annotation, biological process: fatty acid metabolic process. Lineage: Eukaryota; Fungi; Ascomycota; Eurotiomycetes; Eurotiales; Aspergillaceae. Gene Ontology annotation, molecular function: oleate hydratase activity; FAD binding. The record is from RefSeq and is a predicted model, not a curated record. The transcript has a single exon. Bases 1 to 876 code for a protein of 291 amino acids.
AUGAGCUCGGAUGACGACUUAAGAGAAGAACCCACUACUGUCAAGGAGAUUAUUCUGAGAGAGCAAGAGGAAGAACGCACAGUGAACGUGAACCCUAAUGAUCUUACGAUUGUCACCAUUGGGUCACCAAACUCAGGCUAUCAACUGGGAACGAACUUCAACCCGCCGCCUCAGCUUUCUGAUCCGGACGAUUUCACAGAAAGUGACUGGUCGCUCUGGUUACAUCUGGCUCAGAAGUCUCCUAAAUUCGGUGAUCCAUUGAACUUCACUUCGCACAUCCCAGAGUCCACACUAGUCACGUUUACCGUGACUCUCCACAGCCCAGAAUUCAUACAUUUGUAUCAGGUGCUUACACAUGAUGUUCCUGGAUCCGGUGCGCUUCUUUCGUUUCCCGAUAGCAACUGGAUGCUUAGCAUAAGUGUUCCUCACCAGCCCGUAUGCUCAAAUCAACCGCCUGGUACACAUGUCAUUUGGGGAUACGGUUUGCGCCCUGAGAAGAUGGGAAAUUUCGUUGACAAACCAAUGACAAAGUGUGCCGGGGAGGAGAUUAUGAAGGAGUUACUCUCCCAUCUCGACUUUCCCAUGGAAAGUAUCCUCCCUAAAUCCAUCACUAUCCCAUGCUUGUUGCCUCUAGCAACCUCAGCACUAUUACCGAGGUAUCCUAAAAAUCGCCCGGAGGUCAUUCCACGCGAUACCACCAAUAUCGCUCUUGUUGGACAGUUUACAGAGAUUGAGCGCGAUACAACCUUUAACAUGGAGUAUAGUGUACGGGGGGCUCAAAGCGCAGUAUAUACGUUGAUGGGCUUAAGAAAGUCGCCGCCGAAAACAAAGCGGAAUCUUCUUCUUGAUGUUUUUGAUCUGCUUGCAGAGGGCUGA